UGCAAACCCGAUGAACAUGGACGACAAUCCUACGUGGGGGUCGUCAGACCUUGCAUGUCACCCCCCCAUAACGCCAUCCGUGGAAGGAAAUGGCGAUGACAGACAAGAAUUCCAUUAUGGUGGCGAUGGAGAGCGCCACUUGAGUCACAACGGGUCGGCCUUUGGUGGCACGAUGCCGCGCGUGCCUUCCUUCGCUCGCAUCGGGACAAUGUCACGCGCUCCAUCGAUGACUCGGGUUCCGUCCAUGAACCGUGUGGGAUCGUCGAGUCGACUGACGAGGGGUGUGUCUUCAAGUCAGUUGGUGGCGCUUCGUCGGCGCGCGACGACGUCGACGUUGACGGUGGUGCUGCAGAUCACCAACCAAGAGUUGCAAAACUUGGACGGGUUUGCCACCAUGGGUAUGCAUCGCACCGUGGUGUCGUCCUUUUCAAACUUGUGUGCGAUCUACGUGCAGCGCAACAAGAUCGAUUCGCUGGACGCAAUCGCGGCCUGCUCCAAGAGUCUCCUCGUUCUCAACGUCGCUUUCAACGCUCUAGAAUCCCUUCCUUCCUCGGAAUUUUGGGCGCACUUUACCCACCUUAGUGUGCUCGACGUCAGUCACAACCACUUGGCCAAGUGGAAACACGUCCACGGCGUCCAAGCAUGCGCCAGCCUCGUGCUGUUUCGAAUUCACGGCAACCCCAUCUCCGCGCAGCCGUCGUGCCGCGCCGUGCUUGUCAACCAGAUGCCGUUUCUCCUGGCGGUGGACGACCACGUGAUCACCGACGAGGAAAAGAUCGAAAAUGCUCAGUUUGGUCCGCGAUUUCAAGCUAAACACGAUCGCAUGUUUGUGCACAUGUGGAGUCCAUGGCUUCACGGACCCCCCAUGGUGUCCACAAACGAAGCGGUGGCGCCUGCUUUGGCUCGUACCCUCGUCUCUCUCAAGCGACUCGUCGAAAGCAACAGCCCAGUGAUUAUUGCCCAGAGAGUGUGGCGGGGGUACUGCAGCCGUAAAUGGAAGAUGCGUCCGUUGCACAUCAUGCGGCACGCCGUCCACACGAUCCAGCGAGUAGUUCGUGGCUCGUGGCUCCGUCGCCAUCUUUGGACGCAACUGCGUCAGGUGCUUGUGCCCUUACACAAGGAGAGGCUGCUGCUUCCAACAUGGGAGAUGCAGCGAUACCGCGCGGCCCCGCGCAUCUUGGCCGUGUGGACAGCCCGGCGUGACCAUUUUCGAGCCAAGAAAGCCAUGAAUCACAUCAAAACGUGGCUCCGAUCAGUGGUCACAACAUCGUCGCAGCUGCGACAGGCGAUGGUUUCGUCCAGCGACCAAUUGCGCAUUUACUGCGACACUGAGAGCGUCCAAGCGGUUCUGGAUGCCGCCGCAAAAUGCAUGGCCCUUGACGCCCGCCUGAUGGGAAUUGACGCCAGUCACUUGGCGUCGCGGGUGGUUCCCACGGACAUCGCCAUCUUCCGCCCGUCGACGUUCAAUGUUGUUUGCCGCGAGCAUCGGCACUCGUGGCGGCGAACCAUCCCGACGACCAUCAAGUGCGACGGCGUGUUUCGCCGCCUCCGACGCGCGACCCACGACCGAAUGCACAUGCUCCAUGCCGAAUGUAACGUCGUCGCAGACGACGUGCGCAGACUACUGUCCACAACUACGGAUGUAUCACCUGCCGCUUCCCCCCUCGCCCGACGCCAUCUAACGUACCAAGUCGCGGAAUCCCAAGAGCGUCAUGCAUGGCUAAGUACAAAUCGAUCGAAAUACCAACAGAAAGUCAAACAAAGCCACCACCGUCGAACGCCGUGUCUGUUUGAACGGCCCGUGGCCAUCCAACCCAGAGGCAACUCGUACAUUCGCCCCAUUCAUUCCUUCUCGCCUUGUGAUAUAAUAUUUUCACUAUGGAGUAGCCACGUCGUGCAAGUAGUACCCAAGGCCAUAACGACGACGCCUACCCACCAAAUGCUCAUGCUCUUCGUGCCUACCAGCGUCGCCAUGCAUCGGCGCAUGCUGCUCCUACUCAAGCGCACCACGCAUCACGCCCAUGCACUUCGCAUCUACUCGCCUCUCGCCAUCGCCCACCUCUGCGCCGCCACCACGCUGCAAGCCACGUGGCGGUCCUACCAAGUUCGACGAAACUGCCAAUUCAUCAAGUUAUUUCUCCAACGACGGGCGAUUUUGUGUCUGCAGCGGUGGUGGCGAUGCCUGUCGACAUUGGCGUGGCGCGCCGACAUGUACGAAGCAUGCGUACGUGUCGUGGCAGCCAUUGACUCGAGCGUCGUGUACAUGGAGGAGAGGGUGUUCAUGACGCUCAAGCAUCCAUCUCUGGUCCAGCGCGCGCUGGAUGCGAUGCCUCGGCUUCCUAGCCACGGCUGGAAGUUUAAGUUUUCAAAUCGUGAGCUCACGGUACCCAUCACCCUUGACGAGAGCCUGUCGAGGCUGCCCGAGGACGAAAAGCAGACGUACCUCAACACGUUUUACGUGGAAAAUGGCCUCGAACGCGUGGGGUUUCCCGUGUGGAUGCCGUCGACGCCACCUCAUGAGAUUGUCGGCCGAGAGGAGAAGCAAGUGUCCAAGCAACAGGUGGGGCUGAUAAUCACACAGCAUUGCAUCGAAUCGGUGGUCACGGAUGCGGUGGAGCCGCCGACUGCCCUGGACGACACGGAGCGGUGCAGUGCCAUCGACUUUGGCGCGUUCACGGCGUGCCGCAACAUUCUGCAGGACAAUGAGACACUGGUCAAGUGGUCUUUGAACGACGUGGGCGACAUGAACUGGUAUUCCGCGUUUGGAAUCACCCUGGUCAAGCUCGAGUUCGACUCUGUCGCAGAAGCCCGGCACCGCGCGGCCAUGCUCCUUGUCAAAACAUUCGACGCGCGACACAAAACGUAUGCCCGCUUGUAUACCGUUGGCAUGCUGCGGUACCUCUGGCUGAAUAAACCUGCGACAAGUCGACACGGGUAUGUGUUUAGCCGCGACUGGAUUCGGUUGGGCCUGGACAUGCCUUCAAGAUGGGGAUGUCAUCACGAUGCAUACAGCCACCAAGGAGGCGGCUGCGACAGCGCGCACAUGCGCCACCGGCCGUCCACGGUGCCCGGGGCGACCGAAGCGUUCUCUGCGAGCGAGGUCACGGCGUCACAGAGCCAUCGAAGCCACCUGCUGUCGUCGCACAUGGAACGCGAGAAUGACGUGGCAGCAGCAGGCAGCCCCACCGCCGCCAUGCUCGUGCACCACGUGACAGUGGCAAAGGAUUUAGACCCGUCGUACCAACUGCAUGUACUCAAGCAGCAGCAAGCCGACACCGUGCGCCUCGAGUCGGAAGCGCUGGAAAUCACUCGGCACCACGACAAGUCCGUCGCGCUCAAAGCCAAGCAAAGGCACGUCGCUACCCAGCAUUUCCGUCCCCGUCCCCCCCCCAAUGCGACGUCGACUUGUCCAACUCAUUCUUCUUGGACGUCUACGGCGGCGAGUCGAAAAUCGAAAUUUCAAGACAAACAGCUUGCGGUGGACAGUGCGAUCCGGGCCGACGAAGCGGGGGAGGCGCGCGCCGCGGCCAUCCUGUAUCGCAUGCGACUGACCCAACGCGCCAACCAAGCCACGGCCGUGGAGCGCCAGAUGGUCGCGCGGGAGAGCUCAGCGGCGAUCGCAGCGCACAAGAUCCAAAUCGAUGCCCAGCUACAGCGCGCAGCGUACGAACAGGCGCAGCUGCUGCUCGUGAAACAGCAGCGCAAGGCGGUGGAAGUGGCUUUGGCAAGGCGGAAGAAGGCGCAGCGCCAGUUUGCGCGCCAUUUCGGCCAACAGACUGUCGGGCUCAUGCGAUGCCACGCGAGGGACCGCGCGCAGGACCGUGCCGUGGCCGCGUUGGACCUGCCGGUGGAGCAUGUCCAGUUUGCCAAGGUCGCAGAGAAGAAAGUGGACGAGUCCAUUCGAGCUAAACGCACCGAGCGACUCGUGGCCAACCAGCGACACCGUGUCAUGCAGUCGAUGGAGAUUCAAGCGGCGCUCGAGUUUCAAGAGACCCAAGAACGACACCGGCUAGACGAUAUCCAAGCCCGCGUGGCGCAAGAACGCAAGCUCAAGCAACUGCUACAAACCGAAGAUUUCUAGCGAGAUAGGAUGAUAAUGUAUUUUUAUUAACGUACAUGGCCA
Molecule: messenger RNA, 4123 nt
Organism: Aphanomyces astaci
Lineage: Eukaryota; Oomycota; Saprolegniomycetes; Saprolegniales; Verrucalvaceae
Exons: 12
Coding region: 11-4081 (1356 amino acids)
Molecular function (GO): protein binding
Source: RefSeq, a predicted model, not a curated record